AUGAAGCACGGUUUGGCAGCGUUCAGCUUAGAUAGUUCUAGGCGCUUUGAAGUCACAGCGGACCUCCUGAGCCGACAAAACAGAGAGCUUGAUGAACAAUUAAGGGUCUUUCAGGAGAGGCUUGUUGCAUUUGCUAAGGAUCACAACUCAGAACUGAAAGGCAAUGCAGAUUUCAGAAUGAAGUUUAUUAAGAUGUGCACGUCUAUUGGUAUUGACCCCAUCUGCCUAUUUGAUAAAGAACGCCACUUAUUUGAUGUGAAUGAUUUCUUUUACGAGAUCUGCGUUAAGGUCAUCGAAUUAUGUAGGAAGACUAAGGACCUUAACGGCGGCGUUAUUUCCUUCGAAGAGUUGCAUAAGGGCUAUUUCGAAAUAUACAAGGUUGAAAUGGAUGACCUGCAGAAGGCUGUGAAGAUGCUGGACGUCUUGGCUGGUGGGUUCCAAACAUUCACUAUCAACAACAAGAAGUACCUUAGAAGCGUGCCCAAUGAACUGACUCAUGAUCAUACAAAGAUUUUGGAAGUCUGCUCCAUUCUCGGCUAUGCAAGUAUAUCCCUCCUGAAACUCAAUCUGGACUGGAAGUCUGUAAGAAGUGAAGCUGUGCUUCGAGAAAUGGUAGCAAAUGGUAUGCUAUGGGUCGACAGCCAGGCCAAGGGUGAAACACUUUAUUGGGACCCCGCAUGGAUCGCUCGUUCCAACGUUGAAUGA
Lachancea meyersii CBS 8951 is the source of this 705-nucleotide messenger RNA. NCBI's taxonomy places the organism in Eukaryota, Fungi, Ascomycota, Saccharomycetes, Saccharomycetales, Saccharomycetaceae. The record is from the annotation of a GenBank genome assembly.